AUGGGGGCGAUGUCGCCGCGCACGCUGCUCCUGCUGCUGGCGGCCGCCCUGGCCCCGACCCUGACCCGCGCGGGCUCGCACUCGCUGCGGUAUUUUCGCACCAUCGUGUCCCGGCCCGGCCUCGGGGAGCCCCGGUUCAUUAUCGUCGGCUACGUGGACGACACGCAGUUCGUGCGCUACGACAGCGACGCGGAGACUCCGAGGAUGGAGCCGCGGGCGCCGUGGAUCGAGAAGGAGGGGCCGGAGUAUUGGGAGAGGGAGACAAGGAAAGUAAAGGUCUGGGAGAAGGAAUUCCGAGAGAACCUGAAGAACUUGCUCGGCUACUACAGCCAGAGCGAGAAUGGCUCUCACACCAUCCAGCAUACGUAUGGCUGUCACGUGUGCUCGUGGUUGGACGGUCGCUUCUACCGUGGAUACAGUCAAGUCGCCUACGACGGCCGCGAUUACAUCGCCCUGAACGACGACCUGAAGAUGUGGACGGCAGCGGACACGGCGGCGCAGAUCUCCCGGCGAAAGCUGGAGAAGAUUGGUGCUGCAGAGAGACACAAGGCCUACCUGGAGAACAAGUGCGUGGAGUCUCUGCUCAGACACCUGAAGAACGGGAAGGACACAUUGCUGCGCACAGAUCCCCCAAAGGCACAUGUGACCCACCAUCCUGGACCUAAAGGUGAUGUCACCCUGAGGUGCUGGGUCAUGGGCUUCUAUCCUGCCUUCAUCACCCUGAGCUGGCAGAGGGAGGAGGAGGAACAGACUCAGGACACAAAGCUGGUGGAGACCAGACCUUCUGGAGAUGGAACCUUCCAGAAGUGGGCAUCCCUGGUGGUGCCUUCUGGAGAGGAGCACAAAUACACAUGCCAUGUGUACCAUGAGGGGCUUAGGCAGCCCCUCACCCUGAGAUGGGAGCCUCCCAUCCACAUCGCGGCUCCCAUCACGGCAAUCCUUGUCGUUCUGGUUCUCCCUGGAACUGUGACCGUCAUUGUAGCUGUGGUAGCUGUUGUAAGGAAGAGGAGGAGAAACACAGGUGGAAAAUGAAUGGAAUAUGUUCCAGCUCCAGUGUGAAGACAGCUGCCUGGUGUGGAUGGAGUGACAUCCAGAGCCCCUCAGUUCAUUCUCAGCAAUAGUGUCUGAUGUUCCCUGUGAUCCUAUGGGUUUCAUGUGAAGAACUGGAGAGCCCAGCCCACCCCUGCACACCAGGACGCUGUCCCUGCACUGCUCUGUUCCCUUCCACAGCCAACCUUCCUGUUCCUGCAGACAGGAGCUGCCCUGAGCUGUAGCCCUGACUUCCCCACUGAAAUUAAGAAUCUGAAUGUUGCCAGGUGAUGGUGCACACACCUUUAAUCCCAGCACUCGGGAGGCAGAGGCAGGUGGAUCUCUGUGAGUUCAAGGCCAGCAUGGUCUACAGAGUUCCAAGACAGCCUGGGAUAUAUAGCG
Messenger RNA from Microtus oregoni (creeping vole), 1431 nucleotides. Its product is annotated as H-2 class I histocompatibility antigen, Q10 alpha chain-like. Bases 1 to 1032 code for a protein of 343 amino acids. NCBI's taxonomy places the organism in Eukaryota, Metazoa, Chordata, Mammalia, Rodentia, Cricetidae. The transcript has 7 exons. Gene Ontology annotation, biological process: antigen processing and presentation of endogenous peptide antigen via MHC class Ib; positive regulation of T cell mediated cytotoxicity; immune response. Gene Ontology annotation, cellular component: external side of plasma membrane. The record is from RefSeq and is a predicted model, not a curated record. Gene Ontology annotation, molecular function: signaling receptor binding; peptide antigen binding.